Molecule: messenger RNA, 2086 nt
Organism: Ectocarpus sp. CCAP 1310/34
Lineage: Eukaryota; Phaeophyceae; Ectocarpales; Ectocarpaceae
Source: the annotation of a GenBank genome assembly
AUGGAGGAGCCUGGCAGCGUCGUGGCGGAUGCAGCCAGUAAUGGCGGCUGGGUUGCCGCCACGGGAGGCCAACAAGCGCCUCCGCUGCCGCUUGGCGGUGGCGGGGGAUUUAUCCAGCAGCAAGCGAGAGAUAGUGGGCAAGGACCACGGCAGCUGCUGGAAGGCGGCUGGGCCAGCAGAUCGGGAGCGAACCCUGUUGGACCAGCCGGAGUGGGCCCGGGCAUAGGACCGGACUACGGGGAAGCGAGGGGGUUAAACCCCCCAGAGGAGGAAGAGGAAAUCGCGACUGGGGAGGACGAGGUUGGGGAGGGCGCGUCGGGCCGAGGUGGAGGGAGGGCGGAGGGAGUGCCUGUGGAUGGAGGACCAGGUUUCAACCUUGGCACGAAGGCAGCCCCGGGGCCCGCGGGGCCGGCCGCGCCCCAGGAGUCGGGCGCGGGCGACCCUGGCGAUGGCGCCCCCUCGAGCAGGGAGGGCGCGAGCGUCGCCCCAUCUNGGGAGGACGAGGUUGGGGAGGGCGCGUCGGGCCGAGGUGGAGGGAGGGCGGAGGGAGUGCCUGUGGAUGGAGGACCAGGUUUCAACCUUGGCACGAAGGCAGCCCCGGGGCCCGCGGGGCCGGCCGCGCCCCAGGAGUCGGGCGCGGGCGACCCUGGCGAUGGCGCCCCCUCGAGCAGGGAGGGCGCGAGCGUCGCCCCAUCUACCACGUCGACCGGCCCGGUCGAUGUGGGCGGCGGCGAGGACGACCGCCGCAGCAGCGGUAGCGGCGGCAGCGGCGGCGACAUCAGCAGCCGCGCGGCGAUGACGGCGGCAGCGACAGCAAGACGGAUCUCCCGGCGCUCCGUGGGCCAGCCAGAGGCCCGGCGGCUCGCCCGCUUCGACAAGCCGGCGGAACUCACCAGCCGCCGCACUAGGGAGAGCCCUCGCCGAAACCCAAGGUACGAGUCGCCCCCGUCGCCGACAAGUGCCGAAGCCCUGCUCGCCUCGGUGGCGAGCCUGCCCGUCAGCAGCACGGAGGAGUUCACCAGCUGGAUGCUCUCGGCGCUGUCCGAGCGAGCGGAGGAGGCCCACGUUGCGCGCCAAGAGGCGGAGGACUUCCUGCUGGGUACGGUGGACCUCAUGCUCAACUCACCAGACCCCUUCGAGACGGCUCUGGCAUCCCACGAGCCAAGUGAAUCCCCCAUAGGACCGAAGCGAGAUGACGAGAAGGGAGGGGAGUGGCCGGUGAGGGAGGCCAUCGGCAGCAUGAUGUGGGUGUCAACGUUCUCGCGGCCGAAGCGAGAGGAUGAGGAAGGAGGGGAGUGGCCGGUGAGGGAGGCCAUCGGCAGCAUGAUGUGGGUGUCGACUUUCUCGCGUCCAGACGUCUCGUUCGCCGUGCGUGCGGUAGCACGCCACGCCCGCGCCCCGGCGAAGCGGCACUGGCAUGCCAUACAGAAGAUCCUCUGCUACUUGAAAGGGACGAGGGACCUCGGCAUCACCUACCAACGGGGAUCGGGGUUAGGCUGGCCGUCCAUGGCAGCAAGACGCAGAGCAUCGUGUCUUUUGUCUUCGACGCAAGCCGAAUACAGUGCUGCCGGGGAGGGCGUCAAGGAGGCGUUGUUUGUGCGUGCUGUGCUUUCGUUUGUCGCCCCAGAGACCAGUGGUAGCAGCAUCAAGGUCCUUGAGGACAACCAGGGGGCCAUAGCGUUGGUGCAGAACCCCCUCAGCUCAGGUCGCACGAAACACAUCGACGUGAGAUUUCAUUUUAUCCGCGGAUUGUUUAGGUCGGGGGAUAUUUCGGUCAAGUUCGUUCCGACAACGGAGCAACACGCGGACCUCCUAACCAAGGCCCUUUGCAGGGCUAGUCUGCAGUACCACCGGCGCAAGUUGAUGAAUUUGCCGGAGAAGCUGUAGCGAUUUCGAGCACUUAGGAGAGGUCAUUUUUUCCAUGCGGGGAAAGGCGCAUAACUGUUGCGGUCUGUGUACCAAUGGCAGGAGUAGGGGGCGUUGGGAGACCAUCGUCCGGGGGGACGUAGUUCCUCGCGUUCUUGUCUUCGCCUUGGCCUUUCUAGUUAGUGCGGUCGUUGUGAUCCGCUGUGAUAGCGACGGUUUU